This is a messenger RNA of Elgaria multicarinata webbii, 4346 nucleotides long. RefSeq names its product ATP citrate lyase (gene ACLY). Gene Ontology annotation, molecular function: ATP citrate synthase activity. Lineage: Eukaryota; Metazoa; Chordata; Lepidosauria; Squamata; Anguidae. Gene Ontology annotation, cellular component: cytosol. The coding region runs from base 132 to 3437 and encodes 1101 amino acids. The transcript is spliced from 29 exons. Gene Ontology annotation, biological process: acetyl-CoA biosynthetic process; fatty acid biosynthetic process; citrate metabolic process. The record is from RefSeq and is a predicted model, not a curated record.
GAGGUAAAGGAGGAGGAGGAGGAGGAGGAGGAAAGCGGCAGGAAGAGAAGAAAAGAAGACUUGGACAAAAGCAGCAGCGAGGAAAGGCCUGACGGAGAAGGGGCAAGGACGCGCUUCACAGCAGGGUUGCCAUGUCUGCCAAAGCCAUUUCUGAGCAGACAGGAAAGGAGUUCCUGUAUAAAUACAUCUGUACAUCCUCAGCCAUCCAGAACCGCUUCAAAUAUGCCCGAGUAACUCCUGAUACUGACUGGGACCGUCUAAUCCAAGAACAUCCCUGGCUGUUGACUGAGCGUCUAGUAGUGAAGCCUGAUCAGCUGAUAAAACGGCGUGGCAAACUUGGAUUGGUGGGUGUGAAUCUCGAUUUAGAUCAAGUGAAGGCCUGGCUGAAACCACGUCUUGGGAAAGAAACCACAAUUGCCAAAGCCAAGGGCAUCCUAAAGAACUUCUUGAUAGAGCCGUUUGUUCCACACAAACAGGCGGAGGAGUUCUACGUGUGCAUUUACGCCGCCCGUGAGGGGGACUAUGUGCUGUUCUACCACCAGGGUGGCGUGGAUGUGGGGGAUGUUGAUACCAAGGCUCAGAAAUUCUUGGUGCACGUGGAUGAGAAGUUGGAUGAGUCUGAUGUCAAGAAGCAUCUCCUGGUGCAUGCCCCGCUGGACAAGAGAGACAUCUUGGCAAGCUUCAUCUCUGGCCUGUUCAACCUUUAUGAAGACUUAUAUUUUACAUAUCUGGAAAUCAAUCCACUAGUUGUAACUGCAGAUGGCGUUUACGUUCUAGACCUGGCUGCGAAGAUUGAUGCGACUGCCGACUAUGUCUGCAAAGUGAAAUGGGGUGAUGUGGAAUUCCCCCCUCCAUUUGGAAGAGAGGCUUAUCCUGAGGCACCCUAUAUUGCUGACCUAGAUGCCAAGAGUGGAGCCAGCUUAAAAUUGACCAUCUUGAACCCCAAGGGCAGAAUUUGGACCAUGGUGGCUGGAGGCGGUGCCUCCGUGGUAUACAGUGACACUAUCUGCGACCUUGGUGGGGUGAAUGAACUGGCCAACUAUGGCGAAUACUCCGGAGCUCCCAGUGAACAGCAAACCUAUGACUAUGCCAAGACCAUCCUCUCCCUCAUGACACGGGAAAAGCACCUAGAAGGCAAAAUCCUGAUCAUCGGAGGGAGCAUUGCUAACUUUACCAACGUGGCUGCCACCUUUAAGGGUAUUGUUAGGGCCAUUAAAGAUUAUCAGGGCCCUCUGAAAGAGCAUGAGGUGAGGAUCUUCGUGAGGAGAGGAGGCCCAAAUUACCAGGAAGGCUUGCGUGUCAUGGGGGAAGUAGGAAAGACUACCGGCAUUCCCAUCCAUGUUUUUGGUACGGAGACCCACAUGACUGCUAUUGUCGGCAUGGCCCUGGGACACCGGCCCAUCCCAAACCAGCCUCCCACUGCAGCCCACACUGCAAACUUCCUCCUAAAUGCCAGUGGCAGCUGUUCGACCCCAGCACCAAGCAGAACAGCAUCUUUUUCUGAGUGCAGACCUGAUGAGUUGGCUCCAGCGAAGAAGGCAAAGCAGGCAACGCCGUCUGAUGCAUCCCCAUCUUCAAGACCUCUUCAAGGUAAAGCCACAACCUUGUUCAGCCGUCAUACCAAAGCAAUCGUGUGGGGGAUGCAGACUCGGGCUGUACAAGGCAUGUUGGACUUUGACUACAUCUGCUCCAGGGAUGAACCUUCAGUGGCUGCCAUGGUUUAUCCGUUCACUGGUGACCACAAACAGAAAUUCUACUGGGGUCACAAAGAGAUACUAAUCCCUGUCUUCAAGAAUAUGGCAGAUGCCAUGAAGAAGCACCCAGAAGUGGACGUGCUGAUCAAUUUUGCAUCCCUCCGCUCAGCUUAUGACAGCACCAUGGAGACCAUGAAUUACCCGCAGAUCCGCUCUGUGGCCAUCAUUGCAGAAGGCAUCCCGGAGGCACUAACCCGCAAGUUGAUCAAGAUGGCAGACAAGAAAGGAGUCACAAUUAUUGGCCCUGCAACGGUAGGUGGGAUUAAGCCAGGCUGCUUUAAGAUUGGAAACACGGGAGGAAUGCUGGAUAACAUCCUGGCAUCUAAGCUGUACCGCCCUGGCAGCGUAGCCUAUGUCUCCCGUUCAGGAGGGAUGUCUAAUGAACUCAACAACAUCAUCUCCAGGUCUACAGAUGGAGUAUUUGAGGGCGUUGCCAUUGGUGGAGAUAGAUAUCCUGGCUCCACCUUCAUGGACCAUGUUUUACGCUACCAGGACACUCCAGGGGUGAAGAUGAUUGUGGUGCUAGGAGAAAUUGGAGGAACAGAGGAGUACAAGAUCUGCAGGGGCGUUAAAGAAGGCCGGCUCACUAAACCUGUCGUCUGCUGGUGCAUUGGAACCUGUGCUACCAUGUUUUCUUCAGAGGUACAGUUUGGUCAUGCUGGAGCUUGUGCCAAUCAGGCAUCUGAAACCGCUGUGGCCAAGAACCAAGCACUGAAAGAAGUGGGUGUCUACGUACCCCAAAGUUUUGAUGAGCUGGGUGACGUGAUUCAGUCAGUGUAUGAGGAUCUAGUUUCCAAGGGAGUGAUUGAGCCAGCCCAGGAAGUGCCUCCACCAACCGUGCCAAUGGACUACUCAUGGGCAAGGGAGCUUGGUUUAAUCCGGAAACCAGCUUCCUUCAUGACUAGCAUCUGUGAUGAACGGGGCCAAGAACUGAUCUACGCCGGUAUGCCCAUCACUGAGGUCUUCAAGGAAGAGAUGGGAAUUGGUGGUGUCCUGGGCCUUUUGUGGUUCCAGAGAAGGUUACCCAAAUAUGCCUGCCAGUUCAUAGAGAUGUGUUUGAUGGUGACAGCAGAUCACGGCCCAGCGGUGUCAGGAGCCCAUAACACUAUUGUUUGUGCAAGAGCCGGGAAGGACCUCGUUUCCAGUCUCACCUCUGGUCUGCUCACAAUUGGAGAUCGGUUCGGUGGCGCUCUGGAUGCAGCAGCAAAGAUGUUCAGCAAAGCAUUUGACAGUGGCAUCAUCCCGAUGGAGUUCGUGAACAAGAUGAAGAAAGAAGGGAAGCUGAUCAUGGGCAUUGGCCACCGGGUCAAAUCGAUCAAUAACCCAGAUAUGAGAGUUCAAAUCCUCAAGGACUAUGUGAAGCAGCAUUUCCCUGCAACGCCUCUUCUAGACUAUGCGCUGGAAGUUGAAAAAAUUACUACUUCCAAGAAACCUAACCUCAUCUUGAAUGUUGAUGGGUUGAUUGGUGUGGCCUUUGUUGAUGUGCUCAGGAACUGUGGCUCCUUCACACGGGAAGAAGCUGAUGAAUAUAUUGACAUUGGUGCCCUCAAUGGCAUUUUUGUGCUUGGCAGAAGUAUGGGUUUCAUUGGGCAUUAUCUGGACCAGAAGCGGUUGAAACAGGGUCUCUACCGUCACCCUUGGGAUGACAUCUCCUAUGUUUUACCAGAGCAUAUGACAAUGUGACAGCUGAAGAGCGUAAAAUGAGUUGCUGGUAGAGAAGGCCAGCGUGGGCAUGACAUUACAAUAUGCCCUAGCUGCCAAGGUAUAGGAAACCACGGACUGACUGGGUUGCAAUUCUAUAAAAGGCAGGCUUUUAUAGGCCUAAAAGUGGAUUCCAUAAAUAAUGAUAAACCAAAACCUGUUGCUAUUUCUUGCUAUAUUUAAUAUAUAAAAGCAGUUGCACUGUCUUUGCUUAUUCUUCCUCUGACCACCACCAUUGCUUUUCUGCCAUGUUUUCUGACCAAGUUUUAAUGUUUUUAUUUUGAUCCAUGACCUCAUUAAACAUAAAAAACAGUAAAGAGUCAUUGAGCCUGCAUUACCAAAAUCUUGAAGAAUGUUAACCUCACAAACUGUAUAAUUUGUCUUGUCUCCUGUGUGUUCAUCUGCACAGUUAGAUUGUAUUUCUGAUCAAGGGGACUACUGCUUAUUUAAUAAACCAUUCCAAGUCUGGUGUAGUCAUUUUAAACUGUAAACUGGUAACAUAAGCUCUUGUUCAAAACUGUGAAAUUUGCGUGUAUUCCAGUUUCUGUAUUUAUGCAGCUAAUAUUUUUACUUAUUGCAAAAAAAACAAAUGAAACAAAUAUAAAAUGUAGACCUACUGUUCUUGGAAAGGUUAGUCUACGUAAAUAACAAUAUAUACAAUAUAUUUUAUCUCUGGGCCUCUAAUAUACCCACAACAAUAUUCAGUGCAUUAUUUGUGUCUGUAUUACAACCUGUCUCAAAUAAAAAGUACAAUAGUAAGUUGUCUUACCUGAAUUUUGUGAAUAGCUCCUUAAACACAAAUUUGGACUAUCUGAAGAAAACGUUUAAAAGUUAACUAUGAAAAAUCUACUAUCAUGUCAUAUAAUGUUCUCCCUAACCAUCAGUACCAUA